Molecule: messenger RNA, 1651 nt
Organism: Mytilus californianus (California mussel)
Lineage: Eukaryota; Metazoa; Mollusca; Bivalvia; Mytilida; Mytilidae
Exons: 2
Coding region: 117-1061 (314 amino acids)
Molecular function (GO): zinc ion binding; protein binding
Source: RefSeq, a predicted model, not a curated record
UUUAAGGAGUUCAUACACACAACAAAAUGGCGCAGUAGCCAACAUUAAAUUGCGAAAUUUGUGUUCAAGCAACAGGUGCAUAUUACUGCCGGCAGUGCAGACAAAAUUUCUGUGAGAUGUGCAAACAGGCGCAUCUGAGGUCAAAUAUUUCAAAAUAUCAUACAUUACUAAACAGUAAAGAAGCGUUCACGGAAGACAAGAUAAAAUGUGAACAUACAGAAAAUCACACAUUUAUGUGUGUGGAUUGUGAUGCUCCUUUAUGUAAAGUUUGUCUUGUCAAAGACCAUAAUGGGCAUAUAAUGGACGAUCUGGAUGAAGUAUUUUUGAAUUUACACAGGCAAGCAUCUGUCAUCCUUCAAGGGUAUAAUCUGAAUUAUAAGCAGAAAUUUUAUAAUGUUUUAGAUAUACGAGAUUCGUAUAAUAAAAAAAGUGAAAAUGUUGAGAAAGAGAUAUCGGAUCAAGGUGAAAUAUUUAAGUCUGAAAUUGAUAAGAAUGUUGUAACAAUGAUAACAGAAGUAAUGAAGGCAAGAGACACGUUUUUCAAAACAUUUCCGUCUAACGAUGCUUGCGAUUUUGCACUGUGCAAUCUACAAAAAAUGCAGGAAAAACUAGAUAAAACUGUUCAGAAAAAAGAAUUGUCGUUAGCAAUUGUGGAACUGAAAGAACAACUUUGCCGAAUUGAAGCUAUGAAAGCAGUGGAGCCAGAUGUUCCAAGCAUUCCCCUUGUACAAUAUUUCAACCAUACUUUGAAUCAAAAUACAACUAUGGAUUUGAUGGAAACUGUUAAUUACUAUCUAAUGCCAGAACCAAGAGAAAUUCUACUGAAGAGGGAUUCUUCUGGAUUUGGGUUUUCCUUCAUUGGUGGCAAUAAGAACAGCACAGGUGUAUACGUAUCACAUAUUCUUUCAGGUCAAUCUGCAGACCACUCUUCUUUGAAGAUCUUUGAUCGCAUCACCUCAAUCAAUGGAAAGUCAGUAAAGGGUUUAACAAACUUAGAAAUAGCUGAACUUUUGCGAAAUUCAAAUGACAAUGUGAAAUUAAUUUUUUUCCCAUUUUUGUAAUGCCAUACUGUACUUAAUAAGUAUGAUUACGUAAAUUAUACGAGGUCAACUCUACUUUCAUGUAAAAAAUGUAUUGACAUGGAUACUGUUAUUUUUAAUUACUAUUGCAUUGAUAUAGAUUUUUAGGGACCACAAUAACUUUAUUAUAUUAUGUACUAUUUGAAUAAGAUAAACUUCCCACAAUACCAUUGUCAAGUACACGUUUAACUUCCACUGUAUAAAGACGUAUCGAGAUACCUUUUUGUGUAAACCGAGAUAUGUUUUUUUCAUUAUAUUGUUUUCUUGUGAUAUAAUCGUGUUAAGAUAAUGGUAUGCACCAAGUAAUUAUCGAGCCAACAUUUUAUUGUGAAAUUCCUCAUCACUCAUUAUUAUCCAUAUUUUAGCAUAUCAUGAAGUGAGUGAAAAUAUUUUGAAAGCUUCCGUUAUCCAGUAAGCAAAAUUUCUAAAUUGCAUAAACUGAAAUACACUCAAUUUAAGCGUAAAGUUUUGGAUUUUGAAAAAGGGCACUAUGAUUGCUACUAUGAGGAGUUAAGACAAGUAGACUGGGAUACAUUACUCUUACUUUAAAUAAAGCUAAUACUAACAAUGAA